Messenger RNA from Lottia gigantea (owl limpet), 1340 nucleotides. RefSeq lists its product as hypothetical. The record is from RefSeq and is a predicted model, not a curated record. The transcript has a single exon. Gene Ontology annotation, biological process: regulation of DNA-templated transcription. The annotation marks the transcript as partial. Gene Ontology annotation, molecular function: histone acetyltransferase activity. Lineage: Eukaryota; Metazoa; Mollusca; Gastropoda; Lottiidae.
CAGAAAUGGCGUCAAAAAAUCAAACUUCAUCUUUGUCUGCAAAUACAGCAAAUAACAAGGUCUCUGGUGCCCCAAAAUCGGAUGAAAAAUCAGCCUCUAAGACAUCUGGUGAUAUUAUUCCUGGAAUAGGGGAUCAUUUUCUGGUUAGUCGACCUGAUAACACCUGGCAUGCUGCUGAAAUCGUUCAAACCAGACAAAGUGACCAGCCAGGAGGAAAACCAGAGUUUUAUGUUCAUUACGACGGCUUUAAUCGACGACUUGACGAAUGGGUUGAGCUUGACAGAUUUGAUUUACAUAGCAAGAUAGAAGAUCAACAAACUACCAAGGAGAAGGAUCUGAGCAUUUCUUUAACUGACUUAUCAGAUGGCACCGACAGAAAAAUCACCAGAAAUCAGAAGCGAAAGCAUGAUGAAAUCAAUCACAUACAGAAAACCUAUGCUGAAAUGGACCCUACCACAGCUGCUUUGGAAAAAGAGCAUGAAGCAAUCACCAAAGUGAAAUAUAUAGACAAGAUCCAGAUUGGGAAAUAUGAGAUUGACGCCUGGUAUUUUUCACCAUUCCCAGAAGAAUAUGGCAAACAGUCAAAGUUGUGGAUUUGUGAAUAUUGUUUGAAGUACAUGCGCCUUGAGAAGUCCUACAGAUAUCAUCAAACUCAAUGCUUUCAACGCCAACCUCCAGGCAAAGAAAUAUAUCGUAGAGGAACUAUUUCUGUAUUUGAGGUUGAUGGAAAAGAAGCAAAGAUCUACUGUCAAAAUUUAUGUCUUUUAGCAAAGUUGUUUCUUGAUCACAAAACGUUAUACUUUGAUGUUGAACCAUUCUUGUUUUACAUUUUGACAGAAGUGGACAGAGCUGGGUGCCACUUGGUUGGUUAUUUCUCGAAAGAAAAAGAGUCUCCAGAUGGAAACAAUGUUGCUUGUAUAUUGACACUCCCACCAUUUCAAAGGAAAGGUUAUGGAAAAUUUAUCAUAGCAUUCAGUUAUGAAAUAUCGAAGAUAGACGGUACUGUGGGCUCACCUGAGAAGCCAUUGUCAGAUUUGGGAAAACUCAGCUACAGAAGUUAUUGGUCGUGGGUUCUACUUGAAAUUAUGAGAGAUUUCCGAGGAACAUUAACAAUCAAGGAACUAAGUCGAAUGACAAGCAUAACUCAAAAUGACAUUAUCAGUACACUACAGUCCCUGAACAUGGUGAAAUAUUGGAAGGGACAACAUGUUAUUUGUGUGACACCAAAAUUAGUUGAAGAACAUUUAAAAAGUGCAGAGUAUAAGAAACCUCCUAUAACUGUGGAUAGUUCUUGUUUACGCUGGGAACCACCCCGUAAAGCUAUUAAAAUGUCCAAGAAA